AUGCGUAUGCGCCGCAAGAGACGUGCAGCUUCUUCCUCCGUGGUGCCUUCGAGCACCCACGUUCAGUUAAAGAAGGAAAUCGGCUUGUUGGACGGUGUGGCCAUGAUCGUUGGCAUCAUCAUCGGGUCAGGGAUUUUCGUUUCCCCCAAAGGUGUUCUCAUCGGUGCCGGAUCUGCUGGUGUUUCCUUGAUCGUAUGGAUACUCUGUGGGGUCCUCUCCACUAUUGGGGCACUUUGCUAUGCAGAAUUAGGAACGAUGAUACCGAAGUCUGGAGGGGAUUAUGCAUAUUUGGGAGAUGCAUUCGGGCCUCUUCCAGCAUUCAUGUUCCUUUGGGUGGCAUUGCUUGUCAUAAAUCCGUCUGCCAAUGCCAUCAUUGCCUUGACUUUCGCCAAUUACAGUCUUCAGCCGGUUUUCUCCACGUGUGAUCCACCCGAAAAAGCAGUGAGGCUGUUGGCCUUCGUCAUCGUGGUGUUUCUCAUAUACGUCAACUGCAGGAAUGUGCGUUGGGUGACGAGGAUUCAAGACAUCUUCACAGCGAUGAAAAUCCUCGCAUUAAUCCUCAUUACCGGGACGGGACUGUAUUGUCUGGCGACAGGAUCGUCACAAUUGACGACGGGACGGGGUUUGUUUGCUGACACCCAUUCCGACCCGGGUUCUCUAGCUCUCGCCUUCUACGCUGGCAUGUUUUCUUAUGCAGGAUGGAACUACCUCAACUUCGUUGUGGAAGAAGUGAAGGAUCCAUCCACUGUCAAAGCACUUCAUCAGAGUUUAAUAGCUGAACAGCGCCUCAUUUUCCGCAGGAAUCUACCUCGGGCAAUUUGGAUCUCCUUGCCGCUCGUCACCGUCGUCUACGUCAUGGCAAAUUUGGCCUAUUUCGCAGUUCUGUCGCCAGAGGAAAUCCGGGCUUCCAACGCCGUAGCAGUUACGUUUGGGGAUCGAAUGUUGGGCUGGGCAGGAUGGUUGAUGCCCCUUUCAGUGGCUUGCUCCACCUUCGGAUCCGUGAAUGGAGGCAUACUGACGACGUCUAGAUUGUUCUUCGCCGGGGGAAGAGCCGGGCAUCUCCCACGUGCUUUAGCUCUCAUCUCCGUCCAGCAUUGUACCCCUAUCCCUUCUUUACUUUUUCUGGGGUUGGUUACGCUCGUUAUGCUGAUGAUGAGUGACGUAUUCGUCCUCAUCACGUACAUGAGUUUCGUGGAGUCCCUCUUUCGAACAUUCUCCAUUGCUGCGCUUCUAUACCUACGCUGGAGGAGACCUGAUCUCCAUCGACCCAUCAAGGCAGUACAUUUGGGAAUUCCCAUUGUCUUCUUGGUGGUUUGUACCAUGAUGGUCAUACUGCCAAUCUACAGAAGUCCUUGGGAGGUCGGAAUGGGUGUUGCUAUCAUGCUUACAGGUCUCCCAGCAUACUUCGUCGGUGUCUAUUGGCAAAAUAAACCUUCCUGGGUUCGUAAAAUGACAGUGAGCUUGGAGGUUUUAUGCCAAAGGUUGCUACUGUGCAGCAUGCAGGAAGAAGAGGCGGACACAAUCGUCGCCUCAGCCGGGACCUAAUCCUUUUUCACCACCCAAGAGUAGGAAUGGUUUUUAUGAUCGAGUGGAAAGCAAGAGCUGCUGCCAUGUUAUGUGUGCGAGUGCCUUGACAAUGGAGGACGUUGUGAGAUUGAAUGGAAGACAAGGAUGAAUGCGAAC
Messenger RNA from Darwinula stevensoni, 1683 nucleotides. NCBI's taxonomy places the organism in Eukaryota, Metazoa, Arthropoda, Ostracoda, Podocopida, Darwinulidae. The record is from the annotation of a GenBank genome assembly.